CGACAACAACCGAUACUAACAACAUGGGGAAACGUUCUGGGAUAUCUGAAGAUUCAACUGAACAACCAUCGACUAAGCGUUUGAACGACGGUACUACCAGGAAACAGUCCGAAUUCACCGCUAUCCUGGAAGCUAUAGCUCUGAUACGCGAACAACAACUUCAAACGUUAAUCGUGGAAGGAAAACAGGCAGAACGAGACGAAGCACACGCUUUGGAAUUAAUGGCAUUGAAAACUACUUUGAUGUCGAGUAGGAAGGAACUACAGACCAAGAAAAUUAAGACUAUGAAAGAUACCGAUAUAGUAGUAGUAACUGGCACCAGGACCUGA
This is a messenger RNA of Sphaeroforma arctica JP610, 329 nucleotides long. RefSeq lists its product as hypothetical. NCBI's taxonomy places the organism in Eukaryota, Ichthyosporea, Ichthyophonida. Bases 24 to 329 code for a protein of 101 amino acids. The transcript has a single exon. The record is from RefSeq and is a predicted model, not a curated record.